Messenger RNA from Branchiostoma floridae (Florida lancelet), 4520 nucleotides. RefSeq names its product alpha-protein kinase 1-like. The transcript has 10 exons. Gene Ontology annotation, biological process: protein phosphorylation. The coding region runs from base 210 to 2771 and encodes 853 amino acids. Gene Ontology annotation, molecular function: protein serine/threonine kinase activity; ATP binding. The record is from RefSeq and is a predicted model, not a curated record. NCBI's taxonomy places the organism in Eukaryota, Metazoa, Chordata, Leptocardii, Amphioxiformes, Branchiostomatidae.
GUGUCUAUAUUUAUAGCUGUGUGGUAACGAUUUGAUUUGAACGAGUGGCGUGUCCCUGUUUUCUUAGCGCGUGGGGUCGUCUUGUGUGAAUCAUUCAAGCGGGAACGAAACCAAAAGUGACGUCAUUCUGAAAACCAGCUUUCAGUUUUUGGACACAGUAUGCAACCAGGAACCUCAUAAAUAUUAUCCUUCAAAGCUCAGGGCAUCGUAUGGAGAUGGAGCAGGAAACAUAUGCCGACAGUGUGCAGAGACUUUCCAACAACCUGGGACUGUUAUCUGUGCAGCUGCAGGCUCUUCUCAGGGAUGCUGAGGAUCAGAAAUGGGCCUUCAUCCCAGAGACAUGGCAGUUUGAGGACAGGGUUGGGGAACAGGACAUUUACAAUGUCAAGGAUCUCAUCACUGCACCAAGUACACAAAGGCCAGGCAAAACUGAAGCAGACAUACUCUGGGAGUGUGCAGACCUAGCAGUGGAGUGUAAGAGCUACCCUCGUGCUGUUGCUAUCCUGUUCUUGUUGGACAGGUAUGCCUUUUGGCAGGGUACAUCUCCUCGUUUGCUUAAAGCCAUUGAUGACAUCCGUCAAAAUAGUCCAAGCACACCCGUCCCUCCCCAGAUUGUCAUCCGUAAAGCCAGGGUGUUAACAAACGCGGGUGAUCUUCAAGGUGCUGAGAGAGUUCUGGAUGAUGUUCUGAGCCCUGACAAGGAAAAAGGGACUUGGACAUACAGAAGUGACUCUGACAGAGCAAUAGCUCAUUCUGUCUGCAUUCAGAUCAAGGGACAGGUCCAGCUGAAACUUGGACAGUGGUACGAUGCCUCCACCUUGAUUUUGGACUCUAUCAUUGGCUUCAGAAUGCUGCCCAAACCUGACAAGAAGGGGAUCGCCUCCAGUGUGGGAUUGCUGAUGGAUGUGUUCAAAAACAUAUCAUACAGAGACUUCCAGAUUUUGAAGCAGCAGUACACCCUACAAGCAGACAGCCCACUGUUAGAGGCGUACCGAGCAGCUGAGGAGGCUGCUCAUCUGUCAAAGUAUGACCCCCUCUUCUGCGCGAGACAUCGGAGGAGAGCUGGUGAGGUACUCAUCUUAUGUGCUCAGCAGAUACAAGACGAUCAAGAGAAGGAGAAGUUCCUACAGUUAGCAAGGACAAACUUGUCUGAAAGCCUACAUUCCCAUGAAAGUGUGGAGGCCCUGAGGAGCAGAGAACAGUUGUGUGAAUUCAUCUGUGCCUCGUUCCAGUCAUGUCAGGUGCUAGAGAUGACUGGUGCAGUGGAAAAGAGCAACAACCUGACCAAAAUGUGCAUGCACCUGUAUGAAGAGUACUGUGCUGUGGAGACCAACUUGUCUCUCACAUCGUCAAUGAAAAGGAUGAUAGACCUCAUUAUGGAGGUAUUCGAAACAUUACUGUCCACAUCACAACUGCAGGAAACAGUUGGAGGCAACAACACUGAUUUAGCAAAAGAAACAACACUGUCUUAUUCCUUGUCAAUCAACCACAUUGUGCCUAACGACCAUACAACACAAAGGCAGCCAGGUGAAGAAAAUAACCCACAGACAGUUGACGAAAAUGGAAAAAAAUCGGGAACAGUUGACAGUGGGUUUGACACCACUGAGGAUGAAGACAGAACCAGUGACUACAAUAAAUCAACUGUAGAUCCUUCUGCCACAACCAUUGACUUGGACGAAGCAAACUCCGCUGGAAAAAACGUUCCCAAAGACAACAUAUGCUCAUCGUCCACAGUAGAUCCUUCAGCCACUACAGUUGACCAAACAAAGGCAAAAUGGCUACAGCCUCCCACAGAAGUUGACCGGCUAUGUCGAGCUGUUGACAAACAUCACAUUCAAGCUUCCACGGUGGAUCCUUCCAUGACCACACUGGGUUUAACCGUUGACCCUUCAGCAACUACUGUUGAUGUGGCAUACGAAAAAGUAGGGUCAGAUGAAAACAUUGGCGUUGGAAAGGAUGAAACCAGUUUGAGCCAUGUUGGUGACAGCAGACAUGAAAGGAAAAUGUCUGCGGAAGAGCAGAAGAAAUGGAAUGAAAUGUUUGCAGACUUGUCACCAGUCACAAGAGUCCAUAAGGCUUUGCUUCACAAGUAUGACCCAUUCAAUGACAGGUGGGAGUCAGAGAACACCUUGGUGUACCUUGGGGACCCCCUCCUACUUAGUGAUGACAAGAAGGGGAAACAGAGAGAUGCUUUUUUUGUCCAGUACAUCAGCCAGGAGGAGGCUAUGGGCAGAUAUGUUGGAAAGAGAUACAAAAAGGACAAACCGUAUGAACAGUAUCGCCAAGACGUCUGCUGCCAGAUGACUGCCCGCAAGUAUGUCACCGUCUUCAACCACAAGCUGCGGCAUCAGCAGGCCUUUGGCCAGAUCCAGUACCUUCCGGCCGUUACCCUUCAAGUUAACCCUUCCCAACCCGAGAGCUUCACCAUCAACGUGGAGCCGUACAUCGAUGGGGACUUUGUGAAGUUGACCAACAAUCUAAAGUAUAAACACCCUGUCCUGGACAGUGGACUGGCAACUGCGUUCACUCACUUCACUUACGAAGCAUCAGGGCAAAAGUUGAUGAUAGUAGACAUACAGGGCUGGACCACUGUGGACGGGAGGGGGGUGACAUACUUCACAGACCCUCAGAUUCAUUCGGAGGAGAUAAAGAAAUACGGGAGAGGUAACCUAGGUGACCGGGGGGUCCAGGCUUUUUGGAGAGAGCAGCACCCGAGAUGUAAUAAAGUCUGUAGGCUUUUGAAGUUGAAGAGACCACUAAUGACAUCCUGAAAAGUCAAUUCUACCUUCACGGGAAGGGGGGGGGGUGGUGUUUAUAAGAAUAUUUUAUAUACCAAGGUCAGGAAGACCACCUUUGUAUUAUGCUAAGGAAGGCUGACUAUGCUUUGGGCUAAAUUCAUGGGCUUAUGUUAGACUGAUUUUAGCAGUAUUAGUAUCCAGUAUUUGAUUAUCCUGCUGCAUGGGUCCCAAGCACAGGGGUUGGCAGCAGUCUCCUUGUCUUGAAACCAUACUUUUAAGCAGCUCUGUCCAGCCAGGGUACACACUGGCAAGGACGCACAUAUAUAUUGAUGUCCUUCUUAACACACUCCUUCAAAGAUUUCCUUGGUCUACCACAACCUCUGUUGCGUGGCUAGAAUUGAACAGUCUUUUUACAACAGAAAAUUCCUGUACCAUUUUUUAGCCAGAGAAUGAGGUGAAAGUCAGCUCUUACACAGUUACAUAUUUUGUAAUUUCAAUCAAAUCAAGAUAUCGAUAGCGACACAAUGUAAAGUAAUAGAUAAUGGCCCACUCUGCAAAAUCUAUGUGAUCAUUUCCCUUAAAGGCCCGAUUUCCCGAAGGUGAACAGCUGCAGGCCACUUCAGGAUUGAAUUGAUCCAAUCCACCUGUUGGGUGGUUUGGUUUGGUUUGGAUGGAAUGAAAUUGAUAGUUGCAUUUUUUAAGUUUCAGCACCCAAUUCCUAGAGGGUUUCAAUUUCAGGUACGAUUAGAUCUAGUGCAAAUUGAUAACACCAGACACCAGUGUGAACAUGGCUUAAGUGGAUCUGGAACCACCUGCCCACCAUAGUGAUUUCACGUCCUUGAGGCCAUAGGCUGAAGUUAAUUGAUGACCAUCAUCAACUAGUUUUUGUUUUAUGAAUUUGUGUUGAUAUAUCAUUUAGUUGCACUUCAUUUCUGUACUGUAUACAUUUGUAUGUCUAGUUUCAGCAUUGUAAUUCUAUUUUCAUCUGUAGUGUUAUACAUGUAUCCUUAGUCAUGUUAUUGUAAAUGCAUUUAAGGUCACAGUGGUUUGAUGUUUGCAUCUAUUGCACUAAUCUUUUUACCUUGAACUAAGACCACAGAAAUACUUGUUUUGUAUUCUGCUUGCCGGCCAAUUUGUUUCAAUUGCAAACUAAAGAAAACUCAAACACUCUAUUCUUUCUCUACCUAUUAGUAUUAGUAAUUGUAAGAUAACAUUAGAAGAACCGAAUGACAUUCUCCAUUACAGUUAAAGUGGACACAGAUACAUGUAACUUCUCAAAUGCUCUUGAUACAUGUGAGCUGUGGAUAUAUGUGAUGCAUAAACUUUAUAAUUUAAAGAUAAUAACGAAGCUUUAAAGCUACAUGUAUGCUACAUGUAUCUAAAGCUAUUGAAUAUCAAUUGCAAUACAUCUUAGUAUUAUAGUCAACAAUGAUAUUCAAUGAUAUGACAUUCUACAUCAUUUCUAAGUAGAAGAGUAUAGCAUUGAGGGCCAAGUUUGACAAUCUCAUACCUUUGCCAAAUGAUGUUAACUUUUUUGAGUGACAUAUUGCAAAUGCUUGUCAUGGAUUAUAAAAACAAGGUCCACAUUUGCAUACAUUAAAUCAUAUUCUAUACCCAAAUAAACACAUGUUGUUCAAAGUAUGGAAGUUUUGUUUAGGAAAGAAUGGUAUUCUACCUUUUCCUCAUAAAUCAUGAGGCCCUGCUUUGCAUUAUUUAUGCCUAAUACUGUCGCCCUUUACUUUACUUCCUAUUAAAUGCUGCAAGCAUGGAAUUCUCAUCAUU